GGCCUAUUAGAACACUUGAAAAUACAUUAGCGUCAUAAGAACUACCUAAAAUGACUACCUAUUAAUAAAAAAAAAAAAAAAAAAAAAAAAAAAAAACAUCUUUGGGAAAUAUUUAAUAUUUAUUUGAAGUGUAAGUCAUUUCACUCGGCAGCCAUUUUUGAAACGCCUCUCAGGCAUGUAAGAGCAGCUCCUAUCUAUGUGAACAGGGAAAUAUCAAAUACUCCAAAACUGUUCACCAACCUUACAUGUUUGAAAUUUCAUAGCAGCUGCAGUGACGCGCUGACUUUACAGAUUCACGAUUGGCUUUCCUUCGAGUAUUGCCUUUUUCCCUAUUCAAAACUACAGAAACACUGACAUAGACCAAUAAAAUAUGACACAUUACUUUUGUGUCCUUAAAUGCUCGUUUUUUUUGUGUUGACAGCUUAUAAAUACGUAGUUCAGUGUUUUUUUUUUUAGCUUAUACGGUACACCUUGUCACAUAGCAGCUUUUAGACAUUGUUCUGUGUUUUGUUAUAAGUCAGAAAUAACAAGGAGGCAGCUUCCUGCACCCGGUGGGUGUGGUUUUCAGAUUAUGAUGCGUGUCGCUCUGUCUCUAUGCUCUCCCACAUAUUUUGCUAUUCUAACUGCGCUUAUUUCCAUGACUGGUAAAAGUAGCAGUGGGUGGUAAUCACUGUUGUGCCUGAACGAGUUCAUGAACGAUCGUUCAGUAAAUUCUAGGUGAACGUGAACUGAACGUGCUGUAUAUCUGCCUGAUGAACGUGAACGUGAACGCGCUCAUUCUGGCGUUUAUGAACGUCGUUCUCUCGUGGUUCAAUUUUGUUCUAGAGAGUACCAGAUUUCCAUGGAGCCAAGCAAAAUCCCGGCUAUAACCACUGACUGUACAUUAUCUAGGCUACAACCGCUACAACACAAUCUAAAACGGGCCUUAUUAUAUAGGGGGAAAGACCAGAUCUGGCAACACCAGCCACCACAGAGUCGCACCGCGCAUGCGUCAUCAAAUUGCUAAGAAUGAAUGGAGGCAAAAUCCGAUGAAGGCAGUGGCACUACUUCUGUCUCAAUGAUGAAUGAAACUUCAUAUGUCCACCUAAAAGAAUUUUUUGAAAAGGUCAGUGAUGAUCCAGGUGGGAAAAAUCUUACCUUUUUGUGUAAACUGUGCCCGCCGGGUCUCAAGAAGCAACUCCGCACAUCAACAACGUCAACAGCAAACUUGAAACGGCAUAUUGAAAUAAAGCACCCGUCUAACCUUUUAAGGUAUGUGCAGGUCACUAAAAAAUCAAGACACGGCAACGGCGUGCCAAAACAGAUCCUGUUCUACCACCCAAAACCAAAUAACGGCGUACAGUAACGGCAGCUCCGUUAUCUCCCAGCCGCAGCUGGACAACCUGGUUUUGCAGUAUAUUGUUGGAGACCUGCAGCCUUUGAGGAAAGUAGAAAACCCAGCUUUCAUAAACUUAAUAAAGGGGUUGCAGCCAUCCAAAAAAGUGACAUCAAGAAAAAAAGUACAAACACUGCUGAACAAGAAAUUUGAAGAAAACAUAUGUGAACUUAAAACUAAACUCUCUGCGAUCGAUGCUGUGUGCACAACAGCAGAUUGCUGGUCAGCUGUGAACAAAGCAUUUAUGGGCAUCACUAUCCACUGGCUGAACAAAAAUUAUGUUUCUAAGAGACAUUCUGCAGUCCUGGCAUGUCGGCGUAUUAAAGGAGCACAUACACAUGAUGUGUUGGCAAAAUUAUUGUCAGAUGUCAACAAAGAAUUCAAAAUCCACAACAAGGUUGUGUGGACAGUUACAGACAACGCUUCAAAUUUUGUCAAGGCGUUCAAUUGUUUUGGGAUGGAUGUUGCUAUUGAUACUGAAGAGCCAGAGACAGUGGUCCACUUUGAUGAAACUAAAAGUGAAGAUGACAGUGAACCAGAGUCAGCCUUUGCUGCUGCCAGUGAGAACUCAGAUGAAGAUGACCAGAUGGAGCCUCAUUCUCUCUCAGGUCUGGAUCAUCCCUCUCUCCCCCCUCAUAGAAGGUGCAUAGCUCACACCUUGAAUCUAGUGGCCAAAGAUACAUAAAAAGUAACUGAACCACGUUACAAAACAAUGUCGAGAACUGUUUUUGCAAAAGCUUCUGCUUUGUGGAACCGAGUUAAGCGGAGUCCAAUGGCUUCUGAUACUGUGGAGGAAAAGCUUGGGAUUAGCUUUAUUGUGCCAAAUGACACAAGAUGGAACUCUGUAUUUCUUGCCAUGGAGAGACUGUCUCGCAUAGCAACAUUAACUACCAGGGCAGAAAUAAAUGUGGCUGAGGUCCCCCCUGCAAAUGAUGCCACUCCCCUACAUGACGAGCUGAUUCUGCACACUGUGAGUGAUGAGUUUGGCUUUCGCCGAUUCUCUCCACAUGAAGUCAACUUCAUUCACAAAUUUGUGGACGUGAUGAGGCCUUUAGCACUUGCAUUAAACAUCCUCCAAGCAGAGAAAAACAUCUUUCUUGGCUACCUGGCUCCAACCAUCGUGCAACUGCAAUGUCUUAUGAAUGACCUGUUGGAUGAGAGCAUGAAGCCCACUGCUGCAGAGGGUCUCAUUACAUGCCGUCCCCUUAUAGAGAGCAUCUUGCAGUCACUGAGUACAGGGUUGGCAGAUCUUCUGGAGAAGAGGGAGCACAUACUCUCCGCUAUGCUGAUGCCAAGAUUCAAGCUAGACUGGGUCCAAGGUGAGGAAAAACGUGUGCUGUACAGAUUGAUGCUGAAAAGAGAAUUUCAAACCCUCAGCUCUGAUGACUCAGCUGCAAGAGACUUAGGUCAACCCCAGUCCAGUGGUGAAAUGGAGAAGAAAGAUUCUGCAGUUUCAUUCUUCAGAUUUAACAGAAAAACUCAGGUUUCUCAAAAAACUGAAGUGGACACCUAUUUGGAUGCUCCAACCACAGAUGGGUUUGAUGAAUACAUGCAGUUUUCAAAGCUCAAAAGGCUGUUCAUAAAACACAACACUGCACUGCCCUCAAGCGCCCCAGUAGAGAGGCUCUUCAGCAUCGGUGGUCUAAUAUUCAGGCCCAGGAGAAACCGACUGGGAGAUGCCAACUUUGAGAAGCAGCUGAUCUUGAAUGCCAACAAAAAGAUCUGAAGGAAGCAAGACACAGCAGAUCUAGCAGGGAGAGACCACUGGGACCAGUGACAGAGGAUCUUCAUUCAGAUAAGGGGUUUUCAAGCUGCAUAGAAAGUAACACUGUCCUUGGCCCAGCACGUGUUGGACUUUUUUUUUUUCCCCAUUGAUGAUUAUUAUUGUUAUUUGAGUUAUUUAUGUCCAUGGCCUUGGACUCUGAUUGACUCUUUUUAAGUUAUUGAGGGUUUUUUUUGUUUAGUUUUUUCUCAUUCAUUUGGACUAAAUAUUUCACUUUUAUUACCCAAGUUCUAGAUCUGUUCUUUUUCUUUGGGCAAACAACUCAGAAAAAAAUACAUUCACAAAAAAUUGAAAAGUGACUUACUGAGAAGAAAAUCAAUGUUUAAAUGUUUUGCGCUUUGAGGUACAUCCUUGUUACCUUAGCCUGGUUCCUACCUCAGAUUGUUUCUUAAUUCCUCAUUAAAAAAACCAUUCAAGCAGCACAUUCUUCCUCAAGUUUCUGAGAAUAUACUGUAGGGUGAAAGCUGCAGCUGGAUACGAGUGUGGACUGAAUGGGGGGGCAACAACUGGAAAAUGCCAGUAUUCUUAGGGUAACAGCUUGCAGCAACAUACUGGAAAAAAUAAAAGAACUAUGAACUAGUUCAUUUUGGAACCUGCGAACUUAGUUCAAAAAUUUUGAAUUAUGAACUAUGAACUGAACUAGUUCAUUUUAAAAUGUGUGAACUGAACUUUGAACUAGUUCAUGUAGAAAAUGAACUUUCCCAACACUGGUGGUAAUAGACAAGAAAUGCACAUUUUUACACCAUUGUGUUGAUAAUGUUUCUUUAGUCAUUCAGCAGUACUGCUGCCUGAAUCAAUGUAGUGAAACCACCUUUACAAUAUAGAGGUUUGUUUGGCAAUGACUAAAAGGAUGAUUUUAAAAAUAAAAAGCUACUAAAAAUGUGUGACAUACCCUGAACGGAGUGUAUAAUAACAAAGCAUCCCUUGAGCGCAGAGACCUCCAA
This is a messenger RNA of Labeo rohita (rohu), 4102 nucleotides long. RefSeq lists its product as uncharacterized. NCBI's taxonomy places the organism in Eukaryota, Metazoa, Chordata, Actinopteri, Cypriniformes, Cyprinidae. The transcript is spliced from 3 exons. Bases 2088 to 3101 code for a protein of 337 amino acids. The record is from RefSeq and is a predicted model, not a curated record.